AUGGAGGAAGAUUGGCAGCAACCGAAAUGGGAAGGCAAAACAUCAGCUGAGCUGAAAGGCACGGCAGCAGAAGAGGUCUGGCCUCUCUUGGCAGAUUUCUGCAACAUAUACAAGUGGUUCCAAAGUCUUGAGAUCAGUUAUCAUGUGGAGGGAGUCCCCGGCCAACCUGGCCUGAUUCGCUACUGCGGGCACCGCGACCGUGGUGAUCAUGACGAAGAUGAUCAGACGUCGGAGCCGAUCAAAUUCUCUGCCAAAGAGAAGCUGCUGAUGAUCGAUCCAGUCAGGCGGUGUUUGAGCUACGAGAUACUAGACAACAAUUGGGGGCUCAAGUCAUAUGUUGCAACCAUGCAAGUGUUGGAUUUGGAUGGGUGCCAAAGCCGCCGUGGGUGCAAGAUUGAGUGGUCGUUUGUUUCUGAUCCUAUUGAAGGAUGGAGGUUUGGAGAUUACGUAUCUUAUCUCCACUCUUGUCUGCAAUCCAUGGCAAAAAAGAUGGAGCAUGCUACCGAUGCUAGCUAAUUCUGUUGAACUUAGUGUAUUAAUUAUAUAUACUCUGUCUGGUUCGUACUGUAAUGAAUUGAAUUUGUACUAAUGAGCUAAGAGAUCGAUUUAGAUCUAAUAUAUUCAUGGCUUGAGCU
Messenger RNA from Fragaria vesca subsp. vesca, 635 nucleotides. RefSeq names its product lachrymatory-factor synthase-like. NCBI's taxonomy places the organism in Eukaryota, Viridiplantae, Streptophyta, Magnoliopsida, Rosales, Rosaceae. The record is from RefSeq and is a predicted model, not a curated record. Bases 1 to 516 code for a protein of 171 amino acids. The transcript has a single exon.